Trichomonas vaginalis G3 is the source of this 897-nucleotide messenger RNA. Its product is annotated as ankyrin repeat protein family. NCBI's taxonomy places the organism in Eukaryota, Parabasalia, Trichomonadida, Trichomonadidae. Gene Ontology annotation, molecular function: protein binding. Bases 1 to 897 code for a protein of 298 amino acids. The record is from RefSeq and is a predicted model, not a curated record. The transcript has a single exon.
AUGGAUUUAAGAAUAUUUGAUGGACUUAUAUACUUUUUAGAUCAAAAAGAAAAAGAAUUUGUCAUUCUUGAAAAUCGAAUCCAAAAUCUUCUUGAAAGCAGUAGAGAAGAACAUACAACAAUUCAAAUACUUUCUAAGAUUGAAGAGCUCAAAAAAUCAAACAAUAUGGGAAGUAUCUAUGAAUUCUUUAAUGAGCUUUCAGAAAGUGGUAAUCAAAAAAUGAUUUCAAAAGCAUGCGAAGAAGGACUCUCUGAGAAAAUUAUUAAAUUUGAUAAUAUACUACAUAUCGCAUCAUUAAAAGGAAAUACCAGACUUGUUAAAAAUCUUAUUGAAUGUGGCUGCAAAUUGGAAACAAGAAAUGAAAAAGGAUAUACACCACUCAUUUGUGCUUCAAGAAAUGGCCAUCUUGAACUAGUGAAAUAUCUUAUUUCUGUUGGUGCUGAUAAAGAAGCGAAAAGUAAAAUAGGUGGCACAGCACUGAUUUAUGCAUCCUUUACAGGUCAUCUUGAAGUUGUCAAGUAUCUUAUCUCUGUUGGUGCUAAUAAGGAUGAAAAGGAUAAUUCUGGAAUUACUCCACUUUUGAACGCAUCACAUUACGGCCAUCUUGAAAUUGUUAAGUAUCUUGUUUCUGUUGGUGCUAAUAGGGAUGAAAAGGAUAAUUCUGGAAUUACUCCACUUUUGAACGCAUCACAUUACGGCCAUCUUGAAAUUGUUAAGUAUCUUGUUUCUGUUGGAGCUAAUAAAGAAGUAACCACUAAAAAAGGAUAUACUCCGCUUCAUUUGGCAUUGCUUCACGAUCAUCCUGAAGUAGCUAAAUAUCUGAUUUCUGUGGGAGCAAAUACAGAUACACAUAAUCAAAGGAUCAGGGAUUUGAUAUUGAAUCUGGAUAAAACAUAA